CUCGGCGGUACUGUAUCUCAAGCCUGAAUCGCUAGACUAAAAUCGUAUAUUUAGCUCUUUUUAAAAGGAAAUUAGGUAUCUGUGUGUAUACUAACGUAUAGUCGAAGUCGUGCUUGUAAGCAGCGUUAAGGGGAAACAUUGCAGUUUUUAUUAAACCCCACAUUCCCCAAUGUUUAGUGUAGAUUAGCAUUGCUAAGCUAAAGCAGAGCGAGACUGAGAGAGAGAGAGAGUGAUGGCGUUCCCCGAGCCCCGGCCGCAGCCUCUCCGUCUCCCGCAGCACCUUCUCCGGACUGUAGAGUGUCAACAAGCCGCUGUCAGAGCCGUGCGCUUCAACGCUGAUGGGAACUACUUUCUGACGUGCGGCGGCGAUAAAAGCCUGAAGCUGUGGAGCGCAAGCCGAGGAGCGCUGCUGAAGACGUACAGCGGCCACGGCUACGAGGUGCUGGAUGCAGACGGCUCUUUUGAUAACAGCCAGCUGUGUUCGUGCAGCGCUGACAAGACGGUGAUCCUGUGGGACGUAGGGACCGGGCAGGUCACCCGCAAACUCCGUGGUCACGCAGGGAGGGUAAACUGCGUGCGAUUUAAUGAAGAGGCCACUGUAAUGCUCUCAGGUUCUAUAGACGGCACAGUGCGUUGCUGGGACACUCGGUCCAGAAAGAUGGAUUCGAUUCAGACUCUGGACGAGGCACGAGACGGCAUCAGCAGCCUGAAAGUGGUGGAGCACGAGCUGCUGACUGGUUCUGUGGACGGGCGGGUGAGACGAUACGACCUGCGGAUGGGACAACUGCAUGUCGACUACGUUGCCAGUCCGAUCACAUGUGUGUGUUUCAGUCAGGACGGUCAGUGCACCUUGAGCUCCAGUCUGGAUGCCUCUGUGCGUCUGCUGGACAAGAGCACAGGAGAGCUGCUGGGAGAAUACACAGGACACCAGAAUAAAGACUACAAGCUGGACUGCUGUCUGUCUGAGAAAGACACACACGUGCUGAGCUGCUCCGAGGACGGUCACGUGUACUUCUGGGACCUGGUGGAGGGCUCAUUAACGCUUAAGCUGCCUGUCGGGAAAGCCGUCGUCCAGUCGCUGUCCUUUCACCCCACAGAGCCUCGCUUACUGACAGCCAUGGAGGGACGUGUCCAGAUCUGGGGGGCGGAGCCAGAGGAAACGGAUACGGCGGAGUGAAGCAUGCCGACGCAGGAGCAGGCGGAGGCGGACAGCUUCUCGAUUUUGUGCCAGCGGUGGGAGUUGUCGAGGAAAGCCAUGUCCUCAUGGCGCGUGGGGCGGCAGCAUGGCGUGUGGUGCCAGGUCUCAGUGGGGGGCAAAGCGCCACUUAAGCGCAGAUUGGUGAGGGUGAGCUCGUGGUUGGAGGGCACACGUGGACACGCACCGCUGCAGUAUUUAAACAGCACCAUUUCGUCCGAGUCGUACCCAAGGCCGAGGUCUCGCACCUGCAACACAAACGUAUUAAGGAUGUUAGGGUGCCAGUAGUGUAUGAUUGGACAGAUACCUCACUGCUGAGGUUCCUAACGUUAUCAUAUGUGACGGCUGACGAACACACAGAUGAAGACGACUGAAAGUAAAUUAAAACCAAAAUUAAAUUUAAUGUUGGCUGCUGCUCAUUUUGGCUUUUCUUAAGAUCACUUUGUCUUUUAGCUUAUAAAUAUAAUUUUUUAUAAAAAAAAAAAAAUGUAAUUACAGGAUUUAAACUUUUUAUUAUAUAAAAAGUGUUGUGCAAAAAGACUUUAAAACGUUUAAAAAGAUUUUAUAAUAAAUAUCUUCUUUACUUUUCCUCUUUUUAGAAAUACCUGAUUGGUUCUGUGGAAAAAUUAUAUUUUUGGUCAAUAUGAUCAUGUGUGAAAUGAAGAAAAAAAACCUGCUGUAGUUUAUUUUGAAUGUUAUCAGUUUUUUUUUCUCCUUUAAAAAAAAAAUGUAUGCAGUCUGAUGUGAUGUCUCGAACCUGCAAUAAAAUGGAAUGCAGUCCACACGGGCCCUCUGCGCUGCGGGGUGAACGUAGCACUCUUCCUUCCCAGUAUCUUCCCGAUCCCUCCUGCUCCUUUUGAUCUUCUUCUCUUCCUUCUGUCCUAGUCUCAUCUGCGUGGCCAGAUUCGGAGGAAGUGGCUUGUUCCUUUAUACCUGACGCUAAAAAGUAUGGGAGCAUAUAGAUCUUAGUAUACACACACUAUAUAAUCUAGGAUCUGUUGUAUGACACAAGAACUCCUCUAAUCAUUUUUAAAAGUAUUAUAUAAUAGUACAAUAAUUAUUAUUAAGGUGUAUUAAGUCUAUUUUUGUUAUUUA
Clarias gariepinus (North African catfish) is the source of this 2290-nucleotide messenger RNA. It is a transcript of the gene wdr83, whose product is annotated as WD repeat domain containing 83. The transcript has 10 exons. Gene Ontology annotation, molecular function: protein binding. Gene Ontology annotation, biological process: mRNA splicing, via spliceosome. The record is from RefSeq and is a predicted model, not a curated record. Lineage: Eukaryota; Metazoa; Chordata; Actinopteri; Siluriformes; Clariidae. Bases 233 to 1177 code for a protein of 314 amino acids. Gene Ontology annotation, cellular component: catalytic step 2 spliceosome.